Molecule: messenger RNA, 1986 nt
Organism: Adineta steineri
Lineage: Eukaryota; Metazoa; Rotifera; Eurotatoria; Adinetida; Adinetidae
Source: the annotation of a GenBank genome assembly
AUGAUAAGCAAAUGCUCUAAAAUCGCUGAAACUACUUCGGAACAACCAGUUCGACGAUUUCAAAGUGUUAUUAGAAAUUUAGAUGAAUACAUUCUCACUUGUUUCGAUGAAAAUACUGUAUUCAUCAAGGAAAAUCUUGCCAUCCAGAAAGCAAUAAGACAAAUUAUUCCUGAUCUAAAGAUCUUCGAUAAUUCAGACGCAUGUGUUGACUAUUUGAUGAAUUUCAAGGAUCGGAAAAUUGUUCUGAUUAUAUGUGGCUCCUAUAAUCAUUGUUUUAUUUCUCUUAUUCAUCAUCUAUCCCAUUUGUCGGCAAUUUACGUUUAUCACCCCGAAAAAGAAGCUGCUAAAGAAUGGAACAAAGGCUAUGAAACGAUCAAAGGCGUAUUUACACAAAUAAAAGAUCUAAUUACAGCUAUUUGUACAGAUCAACGAGUCCAUAAAGUUUCAUCUAUAACUUGCUUCGAUAAACAGCAGGAUGAAGCUAGGGAUGGCUUCGAACGAAUUGCAGCUAAUACAAUUGCUAUGAACAUUUAUAGUACACAGAAUACUGAUGUAUCAGAAGAACGAGAUUUAAGAAACGCCGCGCUCAUGUACUUUCAAGUUUUAAUUUAUAUUUUACUAGACAUAACAUCUAACCGAAACUCAUCAGCUAAAAAAGAUCUACUGGACCAUUUUAAACAUAUUUAUGAAGGCAGUACUGCUGAAGAACGAAUUAUUCAAGAACUUGAAAAUAAUUACAGAGACGAGGAAGCUAUUCGAUGGUACACACGACCAACAUUUCUCUACAACACUCUCAACAAAGCUCUUCGGGAUUUCGACUUUAAAGUUCUCUUUGCUCUACGCUUUCUCAUCAACGACCUACAACGACAAUUAGCCAUCGCACACGAAACUUAUCUAACUUCGUAUGAAUUAGAAAAUCCUAUAAUUACCGUCUAUCGUGGUCAGAAUAUUUCUGUUGCCGAUCUCAAUUAUCUUCAUGAAAAUAUUGGACAAUUUGUUGCAAUGCAAAGCUUCUUGAGUACAAGUUUCGAUAGAGCAGUUGCCAGUUUUUUUGCCCAAGCUGCUGCUCCUACUACAGACGGAAUAACAUGUAUUUUAUUUGAGUUUCAUCUUGACACACGUAUCACGAAUACGAAACCCUACGCAAAUAUAAAACAUCUGUCUUACUUUCGUGAUGAAGAAGAACUUCUUCUUAUGCUAGGUACCAUAUUUCGAAUUGAACAAAUGGAAUAUAAUGAACUAGAAAAAACAUGGGUGGCAAUUUUAAGUCUGUGUAGUGAGGACGACUAUGAAUUAAAAGAAUUGGUGAAACAUUUGAAAAAUGAGACUGACGAAGGAAUUACAUCACUAGGAAAUUUAUUGCAACGACAAGGAGAUUAUGAAAGAGCGAGACUAUAUUUUCAACAAUUGCUGCUCGAUCCAUCUCUUGGCGAUCUUGAUCGAGCUAGGUGCUAUCGUGGUCUUGCUAUGGUUGCGCAAGCACUCCAUACAUAUGAUGAGGCUAUAGAAUAUUUUGAGAAACAAUUGGAAUUGUUGAAUACAUGUGACGACAAUCAGGAAGAGAUUGGAACUGCAUAUACAUUUCUUGGUGAAGUUUACUUAUUUAAAAACGAUCUCGAUCAAGCUCUUUCCUACGAACAAAAAGCGUUUGACAUUCUUGUUCCAUUAAAUGCUCCUCAAUUGACAAAUGUUUAUGCUAUUAUGGCUAAUAUUUACAUGCAGAAGAAAGACUUUCCACAAGCCAUUGUAUAUCAUGAGAAAGGACUUGAAUUAGAUUACGAACGUCUACCAGGAAAUCAUGAAAACUUUGGAAUAACUUAUGCAAAUAUAGGCGCAACAUAUCACUUAAGUGGAGAUUAUAUAAAAGCUUUAGAAUAUUAUAGCAAAGCUCGUGAAAUCUACUCAAAAAUAUUGACACCCAAGCAUCAGCAUGUAUUAACUGUAGAAGAAAAUAUUCGUCGUGUGAAAAAACUAAUCAAUACAUGA